AUGGUGCUCUUGCUCUCUUCUUGUGAGGUUGGUGCUUUGAAAACCUAUGUUAGCUUUUCGCCCAAGCAAUCUCUUACUUGUAAAGGAAGCAAGAUAGUUGCAAGCAAUCAACGGAUUAAGGCAACCGCAAGUGCUUCCGCUGCAGUCGCGACUGAGCCACUCACUAAAGAAGAUCUCAUUGCCUAUUUUGCUUCUGGAUGCAAACCAAAGGAGAUGUGGAGAAUAGGUACAGAACACGAGAAAUUUGGUUUCGAGGUCAAGACCUUGCGCCCUGUGAAAUAUGAACAAACAACUGCACUGCUUAAUAGUAUUGCUGAGAGAUUUGAUUGGGAUAAAAUAAUGGAGAAUGGGAGAAUCAUUGGUCUGAAACAGGGAAUGCAAAGCAUAUCAUUAGAACCGGGAGGCCAACUAGAGCUAAGUGGAGCACCAUUAGAGACUUUGCACCAAACUUGUGAUGAGCUCCAUUCACAUAUACAUCAGGUGAAAACUGUUGCUGAGGAGUUGGGAAUUGGUUUCUUAGGAAUCGGCUAUGAACCUAAAUCUAGUCUCGAUAAUGUAGCUACCGUGCCCAAGAGAAGGUAUGACUUUAUAAGAGACCACUUAGUGAGAGUUGGCUCAUCAGGGCCCGACAUGAUGCUAAGAACAUGUACUGUACAAGUCAAUUUAGACUAUAGCUCAGAAACCGAUAUGAUCAGGAAGUUUCGAGCUAGUCUAGCUUUGCAACCUAUGGCGACAGCUCUAUUCGCAAAUUCCCCUUUCAGUUAUGGAAAACCAAAUGGUUUUCUAAGCAUGAGGAGCCAUUUAUGGAUAGAUACCGAUAAGAACCGCACAGGAAUGAUACCUUUUGUGUUCCAUGACUCAUUCGGGUUUGAAAAGUAUGUUGACUACGCACUUGAUCUUCCAAUGUGCUUCUUAUAUCGUAACAAAAGCUAUCUCAACUGCAGAGGAAUGAUAUUUCGGGUCCGUUUAAAGAGAUACUUGGAAAUGAGAGGUGCUGAUGGAGGUCCUUGCAGGAUGUUGUGUGCCCUACCAGCUUUCUGGGUGGGUUUGCUAUACGAUGAGGAGUCUCUCCAAACUGUUCUUGAUAUGAUAUCUGAUUGGACUCCUGAAGAAAGAGAAAUGCUUAGGACACAAGUUCCAAUCACUGGCCUAAAGACAAUGUUUAGAGAUGGUCCUUUGCAGCAUGUCGCAGAAGAUGUCCUAAAGCUAGCAAAGGAUGGUUUGGAGCGUCGAGGGUACAAGGAAACCGGUUUCUUAAACGCGAUCGCCGUGGUGGUUAAAACAGGGGUUACGCCUGCAGAGAAGCUCUUGGAGUUGUACAAUGGAGACUGGGGACAAAGCGUUGAUCCUCUAUUUCAGGAACUGAAAUACUAA
Molecule: messenger RNA, 1374 nt
Organism: Thlaspi arvense
Lineage: Eukaryota; Viridiplantae; Streptophyta; Magnoliopsida; Brassicales; Brassicaceae
Source: the annotation of a GenBank genome assembly